Homalodisca vitripennis (glassy-winged sharpshooter) is the source of this 3663-nucleotide messenger RNA. RefSeq lists its product as uncharacterized. The transcript is spliced from 5 exons. The coding region runs from base 114 to 2939 and encodes 941 amino acids. Lineage: Eukaryota; Metazoa; Arthropoda; Insecta; Hemiptera; Cicadellidae. The record is from RefSeq and is a predicted model, not a curated record.
UUUUGUUGGUUCAGUCGAAUAGACAAUCUUGUGACGUUAUAAUAAAUACGUGUUCCAUAACGGCUCGGAAGUAUCCAUCCGUCCACUGGGUGUAGCCACUUUCAAUCACAUCCAUGAGGCGACCACAGUGCCCGGCCACCGCCAACAUAGGGGGAGUGUACUCUGCGGACGGCCAAGUGGUCGUCCACCGGAGGCACCACGAAUGGCCCAUAUUCCGGAAGAAUUCCCGGAAAAGGAGCGGAAGUGGGUACGAGUGGGAACAUGGAGCCCGGGUACGCAACUGUACCCAGCUCCACUGGUCACUAGACGCGGCCGUACCCAGGGUUCGUCGCCAGGAGCUGAUACCUCGCGCCAAGCUCAAACCCGCGAUCCACCAAAAUAUCUGGCGAACCAUGAGCAGUUCCAGUGACUCUGUGCGCCGCCCCGCACUUCACGUCCCACCGCCCGUCACUGAAUCAGCAGACGCAGGGGAGCAGCCAGGGGUGCGUAGAAGCAGCAAGUACGAUAUCUACGGGUCCGCGACCAAGCCGUUCGGGGAGAGCUACCGUCGAAGUCUCAUAUUCCAGGAUCAGGACUUGGGGAAUGGCAAGGACAGAGAGGAUUCUUCACUGGACACUGACAGUGUAGAGGAGACCAUGGGGUGCUCGUCAUCCAAGACGGAAGUGGCAUUGAACGAGGAGACCGUCAAUGGGAGCUUCAUCAAUGAAGAUGUGAAGCCGCCGAAACCAAUAACACCCGAGAUCAGGGUGAACCCACAGAAAGCAGUGGUUGGGCACGACACUCUCAGUGGACCUGAGGAAAACAGAGGCUACUCUACUACAGCAGAGGGACUGAGUAACUACGAUAUCAUCUACGGCUCGGACAACAAAACCGAGACCGACAGUGGUUACAGUACCACUGACAUUUAUUCAGAAGUUAAGAAGCCUGACAAGAAUGAUACUGAAGUGGAAAACACUUACCAGACCAUCGAGAAAACUCCUAGAGAGAUGUUAAUGCAGCAGAUCAGAGACAGGAAAGACGAAAUCGUUAUAAAAGAAGAACACACUUAUAGUACCAUCAACAAGAUCGAUAAGACUAACAGGGAGGAAAAUAAAAUCAGAAGGAAAAGUGAUAAAGAGGAAGAAAAUACGGCUUUAUGUGUAAAAAGUCAAGAAGAUAAAAAAAUAAAUACUAUUGUUACUAGUGCGCCAAUUUCAUUUGUAGAAGAGGAAUACUCUUAUGAACCGGACAAGAAAGAAGCGACUAGUAAACUAGUGGUGAGAUCUCGAAGUUUAGUGAAUUUAGAUCAAAAUCAGUUUAAUUACAAUAGUACCUUAAGUUGUACCCUGAAAAGACCGAACACGUUGAAAAUUACAACUAAACCAGACGGGUCUAUAAGGUACGGUUUGAAACACGGCUCUUCAGAAUCUGACUUACUAGACGAUGAUAUGAAUGAACCGAUCCCCCAAGGAAACGAAACCAGAAGCAAUUAUGUUAGCAGUAUCAAAAAUGCCUUUGACGCCGAGAUUGAAAAACGAAACCAGAAUAAAAACGGCAAGGCAGAAGCAUUUGAUGGACUAAGACAAUAUUUCCACGAUAACAAACACGGACUCCAAGAGCUUCUAAUCAACAAUAAUGUAGUGAUAAUAGAACCGUUCAGGCACGAGCCACCGAGAAGCCCGAGUGAAAAAUCGGACAAUGGCUCCCACAGGACUUGUAGGAUAACAGGAGCAACAAUAAAGUCGCCAACAAACGAACAAAAUAAAUUGAUCAUGACUUCAAACACACUACCAAGAAGAAACAUAAAAUCUCGUCAAAAUCUUCGGCAAGGGUUUUACCAUCCUAUCAAGGUGAACAAGGAACUCAUCGACGCGGAACUACCUGAUCCAGAUAAAGUUAAAUCAGCAAGAGAACUGUUCGAAAAGGUAUUUAAGUCCAAGUCAACAUCUGAAGUGCCGGCUAAGAGAUCUCCCGCUAAAUCAUUUUUCAAUACCAUAUCAGGCAAGAUGAAAAUUACACCAGAGGUAAAAGUAAUUCAAGAUGGUAAACUAAUGACGACAACCGAUAAAAAGAAGCAAGGCAAGUUCACGAUUGACCAAGUUAUGAGGGAAGAGACGAAACGUUAUCCUCUACACAGGAGAUGGACGGAUAGUGGGAGCUUAUCUUCUGGGGUGAGCAGCGACUUUAGCUGUGAUCAAGACUUUGAGUUCCCUCAUGAGAUUUCAAAUGGCGGCAGCAACCAAGACAUUCUGGAGGAAUACAGUAGUGGAGACGACGACGCGGAGUACAUAUAUCCCUAUGAUGAUGAUGAAACUCAUCCGAUCUCAUCAGAGGUGCUAAAUAAGAUAAGAGCUUGUGGAACCACUAUAACCUACUACGGUGGUAAAGUGAUAUCUAUGAGCCACAGCCAGUUUAGGAGCCCCAUGACAAUGACGAUAAUGGACGAAAUCAGACAAAGAGGAGGUACCAGUGAAGGUAGGAAGAAAUUCGAAUCAGAUUCCCAAGAACCUUCCUUAGGAGUCAAAUUCCGGCUUGUCAAGAGCAACAGUUGUGGCAGCAGGUUAGAAAUUGCCGGAACCGAGGAGGAAUGCAGUACGAAACUGGUCAGUCCUGUCCACGAGAACUUCCGCGGUAAAAGCAUCGCUGAGGAAGUGGGCGAAGUCAACGAAGAGGAAGAAGCGAAUAAUCCGGAUAAAGAAGAGAAAAUCAAUCCGACAGAAGAAGAAGAGGAAGACAAAGCCGAGGCGGAUAGAUACGUCACAAAUAUUGAAGUCGGACAGUCCAAGAACCCCCAGGUGAUGACAUGGGCUGAGCUGAAGCUAAAGGAAGCGAGAAAACAGUGGCACUGUGCCCCGGAGGCGGUUAGGAUACCCGAACAAGACAUGGAGUUCGAGACUUUCGAGGUGAUGGACGACUCGAAACCGCACUUAGUUGAGAAGAACGAGACUGGAAGAGGAUGAUAGCUACAUCAGCUGGAAGCAUAACAAAAUAAAUGCUAAUCGAACUAAGUCAAUACAUUAGAUAUUUAGGAAAUAAACUGAAGCUAAUUUUAAGAGAAAGCUAACGAACCAAAUAAAUUACAGUGCAAUAUCGAAGUAAUCUUAAAAUAAUUUUACUUAAAAGAGUGGAUGGGUGAAAUUAGAUAGUUUAUUCUGUAACACAAGAAUACCCGAAAGCAAAAAGAAGUUAGCAUACAAUUUAGUGAGCCUUUUGUGUGGUAUUUUCAACAUCAAAUUAUAAAACAUCAUUACAAAACAAAUAAUUUAGAAUUUUUCAUGUUCUUUUUAAUUCAAUGAGUGCUGAUUAAACUUAUUAUCUAGACAUAUAUAUUUUUAGGUAAUAUUUUUAUUUCCGUAAUAUUGUGAUGUAGUCCUAUCCUUUACCUUACUAUUACUAUUUAUUGUGUAUAUAGGCUACACAGUUUACUUUAGGGGAAACGUACCAAAUAUUGCAACACAAGUCACCAAUAAUCAAAGCACCAUUGAAUGCUGUGGCAUAUGUAGCUGUAGUAAUGUAUUAUUGUACUUAAAUAAUUCACUUGGUUGUAUCCUAAUUUUUGUGUAAGUUCAAAUGUUGAUUGAAUAUUACUUGUAAGCUAUACAGCUUUAUUUUAAAGUGUUAUGUAAAUGUAUUGUAUAAAUGUAAAUAUGAGUAAUUCAAUAAAUACACAAGUACAUAAAACUA